Molecule: messenger RNA, 4897 nt
Organism: Crotalus tigris (Tiger rattlesnake)
Lineage: Eukaryota; Metazoa; Chordata; Lepidosauria; Squamata; Viperidae
Gene: RB1
Product: RB transcriptional corepressor 1
Exons: 27
Coding region: 778-3549 (923 amino acids)
Biological process (GO): cell differentiation; regulation of transcription by RNA polymerase II; cell morphogenesis involved in neuron differentiation
Cellular component (GO): Rb-E2F complex; nucleus; chromatin
Molecular function (GO): RNA polymerase II transcription regulatory region sequence-specific DNA binding
Source: RefSeq, a predicted model, not a curated record
GAAGAUUUGUGGGUAUAUAGGUUAUAUUUCCAUAGGACCAACCUGGUUGGCUUGUUCAUGCAAAACAAGAAGUCUUGCAUGGGAGUGCACAAGGGCUCCAGCUUCCGCCCAGCAAAUCUAGCGAAAGGGGUCGACAGCAAUAAUUAUUGACGUGAAUAUCACAAUAUCUACUAUUCACUAAAAGCAAUCAGUAAACCAUGUCAGUGGGUAUUGGCUUCCAUUAUGGAGCCUCCGGGACUCCAGCAGAAGGGCUAAAAAAAGUGUAGUAGCACACACUCCUGCCGUUCAAAGCAACUUUGAGAUCUGCCUGUUCUUGCCGCGUGGUCGCCUUCCCCUUUUCUUUGUGCCGAGCCUUCUAAGACAUUGCCAUGUCAGGUUUGAUUCACUGCUUCCCUUCUUCCCUGUUCCGAAAAUGUUGCAGAGAUAGAAACGUGGAGAGUUAUAGCUCGGGUUCACUCGUCUUUCCAAGAAAUGUCGCUAGUUUGGAACGAGAUCGAUGGGUGGAAGGCUAGGAUCGUAGAAAUAAGCUUCACUAUUUAUCCCGUGAGAACUAGCCCAGCGCCCGGGGCCCAGGACGCCUUGGCUGAAUGCGAGCCACGUCUGUAUAUGUAUCUCUACGGCAGUCUCCGCCGGAGCGCUUCACCAGAAGUGACGUCUCGGGGUGGGGCAUGAAACAUUUUCCCGCGGUUUGGGAGGCGGGUGGGGAUUCUUUGAGGAGAGCGGCUACGGUAGUGGCCGGCUUUCUGCAGCAGCAUCCAGGCUCUCGGGGGAGCCUCUAUGUGGCUGGAGGCGUCGAGCAUGGCGCCGACCAGCCCUCCCCAGAAAAUGGGAACUGGCCUCCCAAGCCAGACGGAGGAUAGCUCCGAGUCCGCGGGAGACUCUGAAGCGCCCGCCGCCCCCCAGGCUCUUGACAGGCUUUUGUUUGCUGAAACAGACUUUAUUUCCUUAUGUGAUGCUUUACACAUAACAGACAAUGUGAGAAUAAUUGCUUGGAAGAUCUGUGAAAAAAUGGAUGUAGUUGAGAACCAUCUAAAAAAAGAAAUGUGGGGCAUCUGCAUUUUUAUGGCUGCAGUUGAUCUGGAUGAGAUGACCUUCACUUUUACAGAACUUCUGAAAUGUUUAAAAAUUAGUGUAUGCAAAUUUCUGCACUUGAUUAAAGAAAUAGAUGUCAACAUGGAUACAAUUAGUGCUAAAAUGGACUGUACUAUAUCACGUCUGAAAAUAAAAUAUGAUACACUAUUUGCACUCUAUCAGAAGUUUACAAGGACUUGUGAAAUUAUCUGCAUUGACAAGCCCAAUGAUCAAACUUGUGCUGAAAUAAGUUCUUGCUUAUUUAUAAAACGCUGCUGGAUUAUGUUUCUUUUGGCAAAAGGAAAAAUACUGCAGAUGGAAGAUGAUUUGGUUAUCUCUUUCCAGCUUCUGCUGUGUGUUUUUGAUUAUUGUAUCAAACAAUUACCCCUUGCACUACUGAAAGAACCAUAUAAAUCUGUAAUUGCAGUAUCUGCUAAUGGCUCAUCUCGUACAAGUAGACAAAGUCAGAAUAGAAGUACAAGAACAUCAAAAACUGAUACAGACAUCAAGGUUAUUGAAGAGCUCUGUAAAGAAUAUGAUUGUAAUAUGGAUGAGGUGAAAAAUGUUUACUUUACUAGCUUUAUUCCAUUCCUGAAUUCAAUGGGUAUUACAACAUUCAGAGGACUUCCAGAGGUUGAAGAUAUGUCAAGCAAAUAUGAAGAAAUGUAUUUGAAAAACAAGGAUAUUGAUGCUAGAUUAUUUCUGGAGAAAGACGAGACUUUGCAAUAUGAAAAUCCAGAAUGUUUACAGUUAGAUAGAACUCCUACAAAAAACCAAAGUGAAGAUUCUCCUAUUAUACUUCCACAAACCCCUGUUCGAGCUGCAAUGAGUACUAUUCAGCAGUUAAUGAUAAUAUUAAACUCUGCAAGUGAUACUCCUUCAGACAACCUUCUCUUCUAUUUUAAUAACUGCACAGUUAAUCCUCAUGAAGUAAUAGUGAAAAGAAUAGAAAAUAUGGGUAUUACCUUCAAGAACAAAUUUGCUGAAGCAGUUGGACAAGGCUGUGCUGAAAUUGGAUCUCAGAGAUACAAAAUUGGAGUAAGGUUAUACUAUAGAGUGAUGGAAUCCUUAUUAAAGUCGGAAGAACAACGUCUGUCAGUUCAUAAUUUUAGCAAACUCUUGAACAAUGACAUCUUCCACAUCUCUCUGCUGGCUUGUGCUCUUGAGCUAGUCAUGGCUACAUAUGGCACUUCAAGAAAUGCUUCACAGAGCAUGAAGAUAGAGACAGACUUGUCUUUUCCAUGGAUCAUCAACAUCCUGGAUUUGAAAGCCUUUGAAUUAUACAUGAUUGUUGAAAGCUUCAUUAAAGCAGAACCAAGCUUGACCAGAGAGAUGAUAAAACACCUGGAGGGCUGUGAACACAAAAUUAUGGAAUCCCUUGCAUGGCAAUCAAAUUCACCAUUAUUUGAACUGAUAAAGCAGUCCAAAGACCGAGAGGGGCAGACUGAUGAGCCUGAACCUGCCAACUAUUUUACUCAACCUCUUCAACAUAAUCACAGUGCUGCAGAUUUGUACCUCUCUCCCACAAAAUCUCCUAAGAAAAAAGUUUCUCCCGCUUUUGUAUAUUCUCCAGAGUCGCAGGGUUUGGGGCUAAAUCAGCCUCAGAAACCUUAUAAAUCUAUUUCUUUGUCAUAUUUCUAUAAAAAAGUGUACUGCUUGGCUUAUAGACGAUUAAAUAGCCUAUGUUUGCGUCUUCUGCCUGACCAUCCUGAACUUGAACAUUUGAUAUGGACCCUUUUUCAUCACACACUGCAAAAUGAAUAUGAACUGAUGAAAGACAGACACUUAGACCAGAUUAUGAUGUGUUCUAUGUAUGGCAUAUGUAAGGUGAAGAAUAUUGAUCUCAGGUUUAAAACGAUUGUGACAGCAUACAAGGAUCUCAACAAUGCAAAUCAAGAGACAUUCAAGUGUGUUUUAAUCAGGGAAGGACAAUACGAUUCCAUUAUAGUCUUCUACAACAUGGUAUUUAUGCAAAGACUGAAAACUAAUAUUUUGCAAUAUGCUUCCAAUAGGCCUCCAACAUUAACACCCAUUCCUCACAUUCUACAGAGCCCUUAUAAGUUUUCUAAUUCUCCUUUACGUGUUUCUGCUGGAAAUAAUAUCUAUGUCUCACCUUUGAAGAAUCCCAGCAAAUUUUCUGAAGGGCUAUUGUCACCCACAAAAAUGACACCCAGAACAAGAAUAUUGGUUUCAAUUGGUGAAUCCUUUGGGAGUUCUGAAAAGUUUCAAAAGAUAAACAAGAUGGUAUGUAACAGUGAUCGUCAUCUCAAACGGAGCGCUGAACUAAGCACCCCUCCUAAGCCUUUGAAGAGAUUGCGUUUUGAUAUUGAAGGUCAGGAUGAAGCUGAUGGAAGGGAACAUCUUUCUGGAGAGUCAAAAUUCCAACAAAAGCUUGCAGAAAUGACAUCUACUCGGACUAGAAUACAAAACCAGAAACUGAAUGACGGUGCUGACGCUUCAGACACCGUACAGAAGUGAACUGCUCUUGAGAUCCAGAAUCUGCACCGUAGCUUUGAUUUCUACUACAUUGUUUUGCCUAUAUUGCAUAGCUAAUUUAAUUUAGUUGAAUUUCAUGUUUUUCGGUGUUUUAUGCUAUAAUAUAGCAUAUGUAUUAUCCAUUUAAGUGUUAAUUUAUAUGUAUUAGUUUUAAGUAAAACUGAUUUCCUAGUGCAUCCUUAUUGAAUUAUAUUACCCUUUCAGUUUUUAUUGAACUACUUUUAGAUAUUCGAUGUUCAAUAUUACAGAAUGCACUAGUAUUUUGUUAAGAAUUGUCAUUUUAAUGUUAGAUUUGAUGCACUAUUUAUAUAUUUGAGGUCCCCCUCCAAGAAACACUCAAUACUAUAUCAGAGAACUGCCUGCAGGACAGAGUUCUACAAUAAUUUAUACAAUUGGACUGUGAGGUAUAGUCACUAGUUCUGGAUACCCCCCACUUUCCUGGAGAGUGCACUUAAGUAUGGUGUCUAGAUCCAAAACAUUAGAUAUCUCUAUUAAAUCAUAUACCUUGCUAACAAUUUUGUCUUUUUUUCCAUUUUAAAACUCAUACACAAAUUAGAAAAUUUGGCAGCCUGAUUGAAUUUUAUUAUUUCAGCAAACCACAAUGACUGUGCAACAAAACACCUACACGGUGCACACUCUUAUCUGUCUCAUGAUCAGAGAAGUGCAAUUCUGUAGCUGUCAUUCUUUAGUCUGUUAGUUUUAGUAGUAAUAGUCAGUAGUCAGAUUGCAAAACUCAAUGUAGACUAUGAAAAUAAAGUUCUGAAAUUUUAUUAGCAGUAACUAUUAAGAGUUGGCUAACCUAAACUAUCAUAACUAUGUAUUUUGACAAAUUGAGCAUAGAAAUAUUCUGUAUUCUAAUAAACAUUAAAGAUUAAUAAAAUAAUUUUAAAAAUAAGAAUGAGAAUGAGAAUCAUUAAUAAUAUACAAUGAAAAUUAUAUUUAACAUCUUUUAUCCUGAUAUAAUUUAGUUUAUUGGCUUGCUAGCUAUAAUUCAGUAAACAUGAAAUUGCAAUUAAACUUUCAGAUAUAUUUCAUACAGUGAACUUAAAACUGGAAAAUUGGCUGACAGAAUAAAUCCACAUUCUCCACAUCGUAUGAAUGUAUGCUUUCCCAGUAAGUGAAAGAAAGUAUAAGAAAAUAAGCACUUUAAUGUUACCUUAUUAAAUAUAUUAUUUAACCUCAGAUUCAAAACCUUCUAUAUUUCAGAUUUUAGAUCAGUAUCUAGGCUGCUCAUUGUUUUGACUGUGUUAGUGUAAACAAAUUUUCCCACAAAUGAUUAUUUUGCUCUUUAUCAGAAUUUAUUUGCAAUAAAAUAUCAUGAAGAAACGCA